Molecule: messenger RNA, 813 nt
Organism: Pyricularia oryzae 70-15
Lineage: Eukaryota; Fungi; Ascomycota; Sordariomycetes; Magnaporthales; Pyriculariaceae
Exons: 2
Coding region: 1-813 (270 amino acids)
Biological process (GO): spliceosomal complex disassembly
Cellular component (GO): spliceosomal complex
Source: RefSeq, a predicted model, not a curated record
AUGACAGACAAAACCGCGGACCUGAUCGCGUACGCGAAGGAGAUUGCGCCGAUGACGGAUCUCUUCUCAAUCCUCGGCGUGGACGCGACGUCGACCAACGACGAAAUCCACCGCGCCUGGCGCCGCACCGGUCUCAAGUAUCACCCGGACAAGGCGGGAGACGCCUACGACCCGGAAAAGUACGAGGGCAUCACGCGCGCCCGCGAUGUGCUCCUCGACCCGGCCGCCCGCGAGGUCUACGACCGCGCCCGCGCCGCCGCCCUCGAGAACCAGCGCCGCAAGGAUGAGAUGUCGGCCGGCCGUCGGCGCAUGAUUGAGGAGCUCGAGGCAGCCGAGAGAGCGGCAAGGGGUCAAGGCGGGCUGGGAACAGGGCAGCAGCAGCAGGAGAAGCUGUCAGCGGAGGAGGCGCGCCAGAGGCAGGAGGCCAUGCGGGCCUGGGAGGACGUCAAGAGGAAGAGGCGGGAGGCGGAGGAGAGCGAGAGGCUAGCUGCUUCAGAGAAGGAGAUGAAGAGUCGGGCUGAGGAUGCCGAGCGGGAUGCGCGAGAGGCGGCGAUUGAGCAGAAGCUCAGGGAGAACGCCGAGAAGAAGGCGGCCAAGGCGAGGAGGAAAGCAGAGAAGGAGGGCGUGCCAUUAGCAACACACUCUGACGUGUCACCGUCGAUCAAGGACCAGGGACCGGACGACGCCAUGGCUGCUGUUCGGCAGACGGUUGCGGAUGCCACAAGGACGGCAACGCUUGCCAGGGAAUCCGGCUCGCCAGCUUUAGGGGAGAACCUUUCCUCCGGCAACCUCGCUGGUCAUGGCGAUGGGUAA